CGAAAAGCCCUCAUUCAAGAAGUGACCGUGCUCAAGAGCAGACGUGUGUAUCUGUCGUCCAUGUCGCAAGGCGGCGUUCCAACGCCAUAAGUUAUCUGAAACGUGAAAGUAUUUUCCACCGUGAAAUUGCACGAAACCAAGUGCAAAGUGUAUAGCGAGCCAACAAAUCACACGCCACAAGAUGGCGGACGACGAACAGUUCUCACUGUGUUGGAACAAUUUCAACACAAACCUAUCAGCUGGAUUCCAUGAAUCCCUCGUACGGGGCGACCUGGUGGACGUCACGCUGGCCGCCGAAGGUCAAUUAGUUAAGGCACACAGACUCAUCCUAUCGGUAUGCUCACCGUACUUCCGGAAGAUGUUCACCCAAAUGCCUGCCAACCAGCACGCAUUCAUUUUCCUGAAGGACGUAAGUCAUUCGGCACUGAAGGAUCUCAUCCAGUUUAUGUACUGUGGAGAAGUGAACGUGAAGCAGGAUGCUCUGCCAGCGUUCAUCAGUACGGCGGAAGCGCUACAAAUUAAAGGACUGACUGAAACGGGAGAAAGCGCACCCACCCAACCAUCACCCGCCAAAGAAGCCUCCCACUUACCGUCGGCGAGUUCGACGACCAUUCCAUCCCUGGCGUCGUCGCCGCGGGCGAAACCGAUCGUGCGGAGUCGAAUCCAGUCCUACAAGCUGGACUCGGACGACGGAAGCGAUCACGAGAAAGUAGUACAAAUUCAAGCCACCUCCACCCCUGCCUCCGUUGCCAGCGCGAGCAGCAGCACCGUGACCACCCAGGUCAGCGUGCCGCAGCAAGUGCAAAUCCUCCAACAACCGACCCCGCAAGCCCAGAAACGGACCAUCCAGCAGCGAGCCUCGAUCACCCCGCAGCAAACGACCCAGGUUAUGAAACGAGCCAAGCUAACCGAUCCGCUUGAAGCUUCCGAACCGACGCAAAUCCAAACCGUUCAGAUCGUGAAGCAAAUCACGCCGACCCCGCAGCCCUCGAUAUCCUCUGAACCGGAAUACGUUGAAAUGCCAAUCGAAACGAUAAACCCCAAAGCGGAACCGGAAUACGCCGACGAUCCGUCCGAGGUUGAGGCGAUCGAAACGGAACACGAGCAGGAACAAUCGCUAGCGGAACAGGAAGCAACGGAACACGAUCAGGCAGAAGACGAUUCGGCUCACUACGUUGAGGAUGAAACGUACGGUGAUAUGAGCAAAUAUGACGAAACAUACUUCGCGGAAGGUGACGAUCCUAAGGCUGGCGCUUCCGGAUUCAGUGAAUCGUACGCGGAGAGUGGCACCGGAGCGGACCAGGCAGCACAAGGUAGGUGUAUGAACCAAUGCUAGCAUUUCGGAGGGAAUCAGUGGCGUCUGCGGGGGUUGUUGUCGUACUAGCGCUUGAGUAUUCCAUGUCGUGCAUUUGAGAAACUUGAUCUUUGCUUCCCCGUUUGAAUUUUGAUUCUAGAAUAGGGCAAAACCACACACUACACUUCUACUAACACAAAAAUACACAGCUUAGGAGGGGAUAUGAGGAGGCCUAACCACUAUUUUUCUACCACAGCUUGUGCAGUGAAAAGUGAAGGUUGAAUGUGAAGAAAAGUUAUCCAAAAGUAGUGAGUUCAGUAGUAGGAUAUUUUAAAGUGCAUUUACCCAGAAAACAAAAGUGAUUUCAAGAAAGUUCGAGAGGCGAAUUCAUCGAGUUUGGGAACAUCACGUCUUAUUGAAAAGGUACGUUCGAAAAAUGCGCACUCCCCCUCAGCAAAGAUCAGGUGGAUUAGGCUAAGCUUCGCGUGUUUCGAUUAUCUCUAUUUAAAUUUGAUCAAAUCAUUCAAUUUAAGCAAACUAAUCGUUUAGGGCCAGGCCAUGUACAGACAACUUCCGCCAAUACUCCUUCCCUCCAGCCCUCCUGAAAGUUUCGAUACGCGAGCCGAAAUGGGUCACCAAAGAGGCGACAUUCUCGCGGAUCGGGAUGAAUACGGACGGCACUUACCCCAUGAAAACUAUUUAGCACAUAAGCGAUCACAUGUCCCUUCAAAUGAAAACUUAUUAUCUUCUCUAAAUACGAAGUGGAGUGCCACAAGCAGCCUUGCCACAAGGUUUGUCGAGUUUGAACGAGCUCAUCGCUUGCAUAUCUCCACGGGUGUCAAUGUCCUCAAACGGUCGUAACUUUCCGCUUUCAAAUCAAUACAACGGAACGCGAAAACGUUUGUCACUGUGGGUGGAUUGCUUCGAGCAGAAGUAAGUCACCGAAUUCUCAUUUUAUCGCAAAGCAUUGAGCACAACGAUCGUUUUGUUGAGUGCCAGUGUUGAUUCGAUUGUGCCCAGGGAAUCCGGAAUUCAGUGGUAAGCAUAAAUCAAAUCAGAAACGCUAACCAAUUUUAGGGUGGCCAGAGUAACGAUGCAUAAAGAUGUUCAAUCGUCCCAUUGAAGAAACGGAAAUGAUGAUCCGAGGUCUGGUCCAGGACCUCGGCUUUUGCUCAGGUAGCAGGUGGGUAUAAACUAUCUUUCCAAUUGAAUUAGCUAUUAAGAUUCCCUCUCGGAUUCCGAAUACCCCCCGUCUCGACGUCGCUUCGCAAAAGAUAGUCCACCGGAUGUACGUUUCGCUUUGGUCUUUUCAUCGCUGCUGUGGCUACCUCCGGGAUUGGCAGAUGCUGCUUUGCGCGAGGUUUCUUGAUGAGUCUCGAACAAAGUAGCAUAAGAACUUCCACGGGUAGCGCGGGUGAUCAUACGCUAAUCCAAUCAAAUGGGAACAUUCGUGAGCGUCAUUGCGCUUCGUUCUUUGAUUCGAUUGGUUUGGCAGUGUGACAUUCCUCGGACGACAU
This is a messenger RNA of Aedes albopictus (Asian tiger mosquito), 2811 nucleotides long. RefSeq names its product modifier of mdg4. The transcript is spliced from 4 exons. Bases 182 to 1336 code for a protein of 384 amino acids. Gene Ontology annotation, biological process: regulation of transcription by RNA polymerase II. NCBI's taxonomy places the organism in Eukaryota, Metazoa, Arthropoda, Insecta, Diptera, Culicidae. Gene Ontology annotation, molecular function: protein binding. The record is from RefSeq and is a predicted model, not a curated record. Gene Ontology annotation, cellular component: nucleus.